UCUUAGCUAUUCCCCGUCGGUUUAUGUUAGGGCCUAUUUCCUCCGUCACCUUCUCCGCUACCGGCGAGAUACCUCGCCGUCGAUCUCCAAUCUUUCAGUUCUUCUUCAGAUUCUACAUCGAUUCUCCCAAUUUGGCUUCUUAACGAUUUUGUUUCCUGAUAUAUCUGAUGAGAAGAAGUGUCAUCUCGCAAAUGCAGCGAAGCCUCUCAAUGGAUUUUACUUCACUUCUUCCUCUGCAACUUCCAUCUCGGAUGGAGACUCAUCUUUGGUAUAUUAGACCAGAUGAAGUGAAAUGUGCAUCUCUUCUAAAACACUACUCUCAACUUUUGUCACCAACUGAGAAAGAUAGAGUUCUUCAGAUGCGAGGCGAUGAGCUUAAGAAGAAUGCUUUGCUUGCUCGCACCUUGGUUCGGACCACUAUUGCUCGAUAUCAGACAAACAAUGGGGUCGAUCCUCGGUCCUUAAUGUUCAAGAAGAAUAUCUACGGGAAGCCUGAGGUAGAUUGGAAGAAUUAUACCAACUGUAAUAACCCACCAUUGCAUUUCAAUAUCUCCCACACAGAUUCUUUAAAUGCCUGUGGGGUGACUGUACAUGUUCGGGUUGGUAUCGAUGUUGAAAACAAGGAAAGGAAAAUUAAACAUGAUGUCUUAGCAUUUGCAGAAAGAUUUUACUCUGCUGAUGAAGUGAAGUUUCUGUCAACUAUACCGGACCCGGAAGUUCAGCGAAAGGAAUUUAUCAAGUUGUGGACUCUCAAGGAGGCAUAUGUGAAAGCAUUAGGGAAAGGCUUCUCUGCUGCACCUUUUAAUACCUUCACAAUCCAGUCUAAGGCUGGAACAGAAGGAGGCUACAAUCUUUGCAAGACAUCUAAAAUGACGGUCAGUUCACUGGAGAAGACAGAGAAGUGCUACGGAGAAUGGAGGUUUGCCCUUUUGGAGUUGGCUGAUUCUCAUUAUGCUGCAAUCUGUACUGAAGAUGAUCAAGCUAGUGGAGGUGCAAUUUCAAUUGACAUAUACACUGAAGAAUCCAUUUAUUCAGUGAUUUCUUCAUCACAUCUUUCUCCUUCUUGCAGGUGCACCUAUGAGGGUGAUUGUCCGAAAAACCAUCCCGUUCGUAGAAGAUGAACUUAUUUCUAAAUCCAAACUUCUGUAGUUAAGUGCAGCCUUCGACCUUCAGAUUUCUGUAACCAUUUUGUUUUGAAUACACCCACUGUAGUAGUACAAUCGAAUAAUCAAAGCUUUUAGAUACCUUGGAAAGUUA
Camelina sativa (false flax) is the source of this 1257-nucleotide messenger RNA. The record is from RefSeq and is a predicted model, not a curated record. Lineage: Eukaryota; Viridiplantae; Streptophyta; Magnoliopsida; Brassicales; Brassicaceae.